Molecule: messenger RNA, 3175 nt
Organism: Pseudo-nitzschia multistriata
Lineage: Eukaryota; Bacillariophyta; Bacillariophyceae; Bacillariales; Bacillariaceae
Source: the annotation of a GenBank genome assembly
AACGAAAAAGUACUAAAAGUGUGGGCACGAUACUAGCUAGAACUCGUUGCUGCAAACCGGCAAAUAGGCGGAGUAAUCCAAAAUGGGCUUGGCAUUUGGGACACAGCCCCGGUCGGCCGCCAACCCGGCAAGGAUGACAAGUCCCAGACCUAUUGUGAUGCGCGAAAGUGUAUUUACACUGAUGAGGAAGCUUGCGUCCUUGAUGUCACCGGKUUUUUCUUUAGUUCCACUGAUAGUCGUUGUUGUCGAUGUUGGCAACAGCGCUAARACCAGCACAAUCAAAUACGAGAGACCCUCCACUGCACCAAUGCAUCCCCCCGGYCCAGCAGGCAAACCACCCCCUGUAGUAGCUACUGAAUACAAAGAAACCCACACCACCGGCUGGCAAGCCAACCCAACAUAGUCAACUACCGAACCARUGUUGGUCCUUCUUUUGUCGUUUUCGUUCUCCGCAAAGUUGUCRCCCCUGUUGCUAUGUAGUGCCYGUGAAGGACGAUGUCCUGGUUCGUAYACCUUUGCGACGCGAUAGUGCCUGAUCCCAUUGACWGCGCCCGGAGUACAGAAUGCCCGUGGUUGUGAUCGUGACUGAAGCAUGAUGGGAUGUUUCUCCUGGACAYGRGCAGGAACAUCCCGACGAAGGAAUACUGACGACGAAAGAAGAAGGCAUUCCACUCCCACCAACAACUGGGCUAUGAUUAGGGCAGUCAGUGUCCUUAAGAUCCGAUCAACCGAGUCGACAUGAMUGACAAGCAUGCUUGAGAGAAAAUCUGUUGAAAUUUAUUUCUUUCGGUGCCAAGGGUAUUUCCGAAACUGCGAUAGAUGAUAGGCUGCUGAAACUUCUUCGGUCAGCGGCUCAUAAAGUUAGAACUCUUAUGUAUGCUACAUCAAUAUCCAAAUAGGUUUUGUUUUUGUCCCUUCAGACUGUUUGGCUCAUUCAAGGGUUGAAUAUGUUGUUCACCCUUUUUCGUACAGCACUCGUACAUCGAAUGAUUGCACGGUACUUGGGUACUUUGUACCAGGUACAUAGAAGUAUGGUACGUACUUGUACUCGUAGUACUUCAGAAGAGCUGGAACGCAUCGUCCACAAAUUUCAUACUGUACGUACCGUAAGUACUCGUACGUACUUACUGUACCGAUAAAAUAAAACAAAUGCGUUCGGUACGUAGACUCGUACCAGGUACUCGUAUCUCACUCUUACAAGCGGCCUUGUUUCAUAAUACUAGACCCAUUCGACUCAUUGAGUGCAACGCACUCGGAGUAGUUCAAUCUUGGACUUUACGCAAGAUAGGAAAUGACGCUCUUUUUUUCGCAGUUCUUAUCACGGAAGUUCAAACAAAAUACGACUACGAACUACGUCCUAUCUAGCAGGGGUCAUCUAUCUAGAACAYUAACGAACAGAUCUUCAAAUUCAAUCCUACUUAGGGAUGCAUUGCACGUUUGAUUUCAUUCCCGCUUAGAAUAUGGUUGUUCGAAAUUUUUGGGCUUYUGAGGAUACAGUACAUAGAAAUACAGAAAYAAUAAUACAURAUGCUCCCGCCRUGAAAGAACUCUCGAAAACGUGGCAAGAAUGCCAUCUUCUGAAACAUGCACCGUWCUGUACAAUUCGGAAGAUACCCAAACACGAACAAUCCAAUUCAGAUCGACAACUUUUGYAACGAACGAAACGAUCUCAUAAUAUUACAGAACAGAAAAAAAAAUCAACGUUAAAUUACCAUUUWAAAAAAACAUGACAGAAAUUCAAACGAUUGCCGACGUCACCCGAUGYAUUGCAUUGGUCGUACUUGUGCUUUUAUGUCUCCGAAUAGGAGGUUUUAUAUUCAAUAACGAGRAGACAAAAAAGUAUGAUAAUUGGCUUCGGAAUAACCUGAAAACUAUUUAUCAUUUCCAUGCACCUGCUUUGUACCUCGCAUUCCAUCUCUCCGAGGGUGUGGCRUACAGUUCAGACUCUUCCUUGUCGAGGAAUCCUUUUGUGGAAAUCAUUUUCAACAUUUUUUUUAUUCCAUUGGCUAUUCUCCUGUAUGAUGGUGGAGCGAUCCAUACUACCGGUAUCAAAGACGCUUUGCUCGCUAACAUGCAUCAUUUGGGUGCAAUUAUCGCGCUGCCAUAUCAUAUCUACGAGAGCAACCCCAUGAUUGCCUCACGAAAUACGAAGGUGUUCGCAUGGAUUUGGUUUCCUCAUUCCUUCUCAUUUCUUCAAACGUACAUAUUUCCUGUUUUCGGAAUCAAAAAAGGCAAAGAACAAGAUAAAUCCAAAAUCUUGUCGAUGAUGAGAUACGCAUACGCCAUGAGAACUAUUGCUCUCGUUUAUUCCUAUUUCAAUGAUGAGGGUCAACCAGGUAUCGGUUGGAACUAUCAAACGGCAUCCCUCACAUCGUUGCUUAUUGGAAGGCAUGCGUUGAAUAUGGGCACAGUCGAUUGGAUGCGUUACAUUGAAAUUCCUGGAACAGUUUUCGUUUACUGCACGGCUAUUUGUGGGCACAAYGCUCGUAUCGGUCUGGUCACCACCGCAGCUUUAUAUUUGGGUUGUUGGGUUCGAUCCGUAUGGAAACAAGAAGAACGCCCCUCGAAAUGGGAUCCGAAGCAACCCGAGGUAGCUAGAAUUCUUUCGAAGCACGAAAAGAGAUUCUUUUCGGAGUUCCCGGAUGGUUUGUCAGAGGGGAUCAGUGCUAGUCCUACGAAAAGUGUCGAUGCUGUCAAAAGUUGGUGCACUACACACCCUGAAUAUGAGAAAGAAUAUCCUGUCAUCUGGUGCAUUUGUUUGAAUGAUGUGCAGAGAUUGGAAGACCUCAUCCAGAAAGGCGCUGAUCCACACGAGGUCCUGUUUGGUGUCGUCACACCAGUCGACAUCGCGGUUCCCUUCGGUCGGCUUCAUUGUGCAAUGAUUCUCCUGAAAGCAGGCGUUGAUCCAUGGGAAAAAUACGGUCAGAACUCAGUCUGGGGUCAUGCUAAGAAAGAAAGUAUCGUUCCGUUGUUGGAAUUGAAAAAAGAACUCGAACCAGCUGCAUUUGAAGCUUAUCCACCGAUCGUCCAAGAAUCUAUCCUUGAGCGAUGUAGGAAGCGAAUUUCUCAACUAUUUCAAAAGAAACACAACUAGAUAAGAGUUUAAAAUCCAGACAUUGUACUUCGUGGUACUUCGAUUUAGUAUCCCGAGGCAUGGUCGCUUAGAGUUUAGUAC